UAUAGCAAUGGCUGAGCCGAAAAGUGCCCCUGCGCCCAAGAAGGGCUCGAAGAAAGCCGUUUCUAAGAAUCAGGCAAAGGGUGGAAAAAAGCGUAGAAAGCCCAGGAAGGAAAGCUAUUCCAUCUACGUGUAUAAGGUGCUGAAGCAGGUCCACCCCGAUACUGGUAUUUCCUCUAAAGCUAUGGGUAUCAUGAACUCGUUUGUGAACGAUAUCUUUGAGCGUAUCGCAGGUGAGGCAUCUCGCUUAGCGCACUACAACAAGCGCUCGACCAUCUCUUCAAGGGAGAUCCAGACUGCUGUGAGGCUUCUACUACCGGGUGAGCUAGCUAAACACGCAGUGUCUGAGGGCACUAAGGCAGUCACCAAAUAUACCAGCUCUAAGUAAACUGUACAAUCUCGUCAGAA
Messenger RNA from Erpetoichthys calabaricus (reedfish), 405 nucleotides. RefSeq names its product histone H2B 5-like. The transcript has a single exon. Gene Ontology annotation, molecular function: protein heterodimerization activity; DNA binding; structural constituent of chromatin. The coding region runs from base 8 to 385 and encodes 125 amino acids. The record is from RefSeq and is a predicted model, not a curated record. NCBI's taxonomy places the organism in Eukaryota, Metazoa, Chordata, Cladistia, Polypteriformes, Polypteridae. Gene Ontology annotation, cellular component: nucleosome.